AUGAUCGCAAUACUCUUGUUCUUGGCGUUCACCAUCGUAGCAGGUCUACCUGCGGACCAUAUACUAAUCAGACCAGAUCAUGAACUCCGAUACCAGCACGUCGAAGGUGGUGAUGGACUGUACCUGGCAGACUUGUGGACGAAACUGAGCGACAUCCAAGAUGCCGCCAGAUACAACCCUGACUCCCAGAAUGUUUAUCAUCUUUUUACAAGGGACAACCCAAGCGUGAGCCAGCCGCUCCUUCUUGGCAACGCGGGCUUGCUCGCAAUAACCAACUACGAACCCCAUCGCCGCACAAUCGUUCUCCUACACGGUUAUCAAGACAACGCCGUGGGUUCUUUAAACGCUGUGCUAGUGCCUGCUUUCCUGGCGGCAGAGGAUGUCAACGUGAUCGUUGUGGACUGGAGUCUGGGCUCCAACAGCGUCAACCUCGCAACCUCCGUCGCAAACACCGUGACUUCUGGUGAAAGUGUAGCCAGAUUCAUAAACUGGUUGAACCAGGCGGCGGGUGUUACAGCCGGGAGCUACCACAUAGUGGGAUAUGGUCUUGGUGGACACCAGGCUGGCAUCGUGGGGAGAAACGUUGAUGGAGAUGUGGCGUACAUCACUGGUCUGGACCCAUCGUUCUAUCUCUGGAUAAUAAACAGCCAUAAAUUCAGACCCGACGACGGCUCUUACACCGAAAUAAUCCACACAAACGCUGGCAUCAAUGGUUAUCUAGGUACUUUGGGUCACGUUGACUUUUACCCUAACGGCGGAGUGAAUAUGCCUGGUUGCAACGGUGCAACUUGCGACCAAGAAAGAUCGUUCUUCUAUUUCGCCGAGUCCUUGGUCAGCGGAGGUUUUACCGGUCGUCGCUGCGCCACGUAUGCAGGAGCCAUGUCUAACCUCUGCUACAUGUGGGGCAACCUGCGGAUGGGUGGCAUAGCGCCAAAGACCGGAAGUCGCGGAAUUUACCGACUGGAAACAAACUCGCGUUCACCGUUCUCACGAGGCUGAAUUUGCAUUGAGGGAAAGAAGAAUAAAGCACUGAGAAGCUUAAAAACUAAUGAACAUAAAUUUACCAUUGUAAUAUAAUGAAAAAAAAAAUAUAUAUUUUGUAACAUUACCAGUUUUAAAAAUUUUUUAUAUAUAUUUUGACGCCUGACGUAAAUAUAAUGGCAAUGUCAUUCAACAAAGUAAUCGCUAAAUUUUUUUAUUAAGUAAUUUUUUUGCUUUUAAUUGAUAAGUAGAUUACAAACAUUCAACUUUCUUCAUUCGACCAUCGCUACCAGACUUAAUAAUA
Molecule: messenger RNA, 1285 nt
Organism: Hyposmocoma kahamanoa
Lineage: Eukaryota; Metazoa; Arthropoda; Insecta; Lepidoptera; Cosmopterigidae
Product: pancreatic triacylglycerol lipase-like
Exons: 8
Coding region: 1-999 (332 amino acids)
Molecular function (GO): lipase activity
Source: RefSeq, a predicted model, not a curated record